UAAAAAUAGUUGGUUAUUCCUAUUAAAGUGGUUAAAAGUAAGUACAAAUGAGUCUAAGGUCAUUGUCCUGUGGAUUGAAUUCGAAAAUAAACGUUAUCCUUGAAAAGUGCGGAAGUGUUCCAAGUAAAUCAGAAUAUUGUAUUGAAGACUGAUGUUAUAAGACAACAUUAGGAGAUAAUUUCAUGUGUGUGUUGCGUGCUGCUGAAUCGACAGCUGCAGCGUCAUCACAUACCAGGAAGUCAUGGGAGUCACACUUCAAAUCAUCGGCACGACUAUAAUAUGCCUGUCGUGUGCCAACAUGGGUAUAUUGAUGGCGUGGCCAUCUUCCACCAUUCUACUCUUCAAAUCAGAAAACACAACUCUUCAUCGGCCUAUGAGACCAGCAGAAGUGUCACUCCUUGGCAGUCUACCUUCCAUAGGAUGCCUGAUAGCCAACCCUAUUGCGGGGUUGGUCCUUGACAGGUUGGGUAGAAAGAAAUCUGUCACAUUAUCCUCUCUAAUUUUCGUGAUCGCGUGGUCAAUAAUAGCGCUAUCAAGUCAAGUAGAAGUGGUACUAACCGCGAUGUUUAUAGGAGGUCUCGGAUUCGCAGUGUUCCUGGAAUCUACUAUUUAUAUUAGCGAGAUAUGCCAGGACUCCAUAAGAGGCACAAUGACAUCAGGGCCCAUGCAGUUCUAUGGGUUCGGGAUCCUAGUCUCCUAUUUCCUGGGCGGAUGUCUGAGCUACCACCACAUGGUGUACGCCUGUCUCUCACUGUCUGUUGUUGGAGUGCUACUGCUGUCCGUGCUCAAGGAAUCCCCAUUGACACUCAUGGCUAAGGGUCGUGAAGAGGACGCUGCCAAGUCGAUAGCGUUUUAUAGAAGUGAAAAGACUACAUCGAAAGAAGUUCUGCAAGAAAUAGACAAACUGCGGCGGAUCUUCAACGUCAACGGAGAUGAUGUCCAGGGUUUGACAACGACUGAUGAAAGCCUAGCUCCUUUGCCAAAGACUAAGAAGGUGUCUUGUUGGCAAUUUUUCAAAAAUUCCCCGUCUACUCGACGCGAGUUUUACAUAAUAAUGGCCUUGAAAGUAGCGUAUAUUAUGCAAGGACUACCAGUAGUGCAGGUUUACGCAGAGCCUAUGUUUGCUGAAGCAGUGCCUCGUGACGUCAUCUCACCGAAUCUAUGCAGUGUGCUCAUGGGAGUCGUCAUGAUUGUCGCUGGCAGUAUAUCUGCGUUUCUGACUGAUAUUCUUGGGAGACGGCCGCUGAUAAUUUACUCAUCGAUAGCUGCUGGUUUCUGCUGCGUGGUACUAGGAACGCAGAUCCUGACGGCGUGGGGGCCUACGUGGAUUAUUCCCAUGUUUAUAUACGUGUACACGAUGUUCUAUACAUUUGGGGCGGGAACCGUGCCUGUAGUUAUUUUGGCUGAAGUGUUUUUACCUGAGGUAAAAAGCAUCAUGUCAAUGCUAGCAGUGGAGUGGUCGUGGACAAUGUGCUUCUUUGUCCAAUUUAUAUUCAACCUCCUCAUAAGUUCUGUGGGCCUGGUACCUGUCUUUUACUUCUUCGCUUUUAUGUGCUUCUCUACUGCAAUCUUCUUCUUUUACUUCUUGCCAGAGACUAAAGGACUGUCAGUUUAUGCCAUUCAGGAAUUAUUUUCUAAGAAAUGGUUACGUUAAUUAGAUAUUAUUUGUUAAUAAGAAUGUAAU
Messenger RNA from Spodoptera litura, 1684 nucleotides. RefSeq names its product facilitated trehalose transporter Tret1-like. Lineage: Eukaryota; Metazoa; Arthropoda; Insecta; Lepidoptera; Noctuidae. Gene Ontology annotation, cellular component: membrane. Gene Ontology annotation, molecular function: transmembrane transporter activity. Gene Ontology annotation, biological process: transmembrane transport. The record is from RefSeq and is a predicted model, not a curated record.